This is a messenger RNA of Canis lupus familiaris (dog), 1368 nucleotides long. RefSeq names its product TGFB induced factor homeobox 2 like X-linked (gene TGIF2LX). The transcript has a single exon. Lineage: Eukaryota; Metazoa; Chordata; Mammalia; Carnivora; Canidae. Gene Ontology annotation, biological process: regulation of transcription by RNA polymerase II. Gene Ontology annotation, molecular function: DNA-binding transcription factor activity, RNA polymerase II-specific; RNA polymerase II cis-regulatory region sequence-specific DNA binding. The record is from RefSeq and is a predicted model, not a curated record. Bases 166 to 879 code for a protein of 237 amino acids.
AGCCCACUAGCUCAAAGCAGUUACUAGCACUGUUUAUCUGCUUGGGAAGCAGAAGGUGAGACUUCCCCUUAGAGAACGGCCCAUGUCUUCCUCACUGGUUCUUCCAGAUCCACGUUAGUCCUAACUCAGCCAUUCCUAAUUCCCAAAAUAGUGAAGACCAGCCUCAUGAGUAUGGAAGACACUGAAGAAACCCCAGCAGGUAACCAAAGCCUGACUGAAGGCACCUCAGUCACAUUGAAUAGGGACACUGGUCCAGAUAAAGUUCUUGCUUCACUAGAGGGCAAGAGGAAGAGAAAAGGGUACUUGCCAACUGAGUCAGUGAAGAUCCUCCGAGACUGGCUGUAUGAACACCGGUUUAAGGCCUACCCUUCAGAAGCAGAGAAGCGAAUGCUGUCUGAGCAGACUAAUUUGUCUUUCCUGCAGAUCUCUAACUGGUUUAUCAAUGCCCGCAGACGUGUUCUUCCAGAAAUGCUUCAACAGGAUGGAAAUGACCUCAACCAGACCAUCAUAUACCACCAAAAAGGCAAGGCUGCUGAUGUGACCCAUGAGCAGAGCACAGAUUUAUCUCCACAGUCCAGGUCAGGGCCUCGAGGUCCAGACAAGAUGCAGUGCCUGCCCUUGAGCCUCCUUCCAGUGGGCCAGAAGACAGAGGAGAAGCUGCUAGAUUCAGAGUUGUCUCCAGGCCAGAAGCUGACCCCAAAGGCCCAGCCAAAUAAAAUGGUCAAGUUUUCCACUAGUGAAUCCUUGCUUAUGACAUCUCCCAAGCCUGAGUUAACAGAGGAGUACAAGGACUUCAGUAGCUUCCAGCUGCUGGUUGAUGCAGCUGUGCAAAAAGCUGCAGAACUGGAGCUACAGAAGAAACAAGAGCCCAAUCCAUGAUGUCCAAUGUCCCUGAAAAGCUCAAGUUGCCAGUCCCUUGUCUACAGUGGUAGAUCCAUUUAUGUUCCCCCAGCUAACUCAUAGUUUUACCUUUUAUAGAGACAUUAUUCUUCCUAGGAAUUUUAUGAGAGCCAUCACUGGCUAUUAGGACUCAAUUCUCUAGCUAUUUCAGCGUUUCCAAAUGGACUUGUCAUGAUUGACACUAAAGUAAAGAUAUCUUCUCUACUUCUACUUCUUCCUACGUUUAAAGGCUUCAGACAAUCACACACCUGAGACUAGACACGGUGCUAAUGAAUCUUCAGAACCCUUGCUUUGUUUUUUCUAGCCAGACUUUAUUGUCCUAGGACUGCUGCAGAUACUGAAUCACCAAUCUUUCUCCCUCUCUCUAACUUUCCUUGUCAAUUAGCAUGAAUAAUGGAAAAGAAAGGCUCUAUAAAAGAUGACUAUAACAGCACUGGCAUAAUUUUAAUGUUGAGCUUUUUGUGAAAA